Sphaeramia orbicularis (orbiculate cardinalfish) is the source of this 7222-nucleotide messenger RNA. It is a transcript of the gene chst11, whose product is annotated as carbohydrate (chondroitin 4) sulfotransferase 11. Gene Ontology annotation, cellular component: membrane. Gene Ontology annotation, biological process: proteoglycan biosynthetic process; carbohydrate biosynthetic process. Bases 67 to 1125 code for a protein of 352 amino acids. NCBI's taxonomy places the organism in Eukaryota, Metazoa, Chordata, Actinopteri, Kurtiformes, Apogonidae. The transcript has 4 exons. The record is from RefSeq and is a predicted model, not a curated record. Gene Ontology annotation, molecular function: sulfotransferase activity.
GCUUCCAACAAACCGGCCCUUCUUCCCCACAAAGCGAACAGCACCCUCCAGCCCUUCCGUCCCGCCAUGAAACAGACUCUGAGCGAACUGAUGAGGAUGAGCAGGAUAUGCCGGAUGGUUUUUGCCACUUGUUUGGGAUCCUUUAUUCUGGUCAUCUUUUAUUUCCAAAGUAUGUUCCAACCAGUCAUGCGGAGGAACCCCUUCGUGGUGGACGGCUGCUGUAGGAAAGGGUCUCGCAACGCCCUGCAGGAGCUCUACAACCCCUCACAGCCUGAGUUUUCUGGAGCCGCCGUCCUCCACGAGGCCAGGAGGGAUCAAGUAAUGGAUGCGUGUCGAGUCUACAGUGCGUCCAGCCGUAAGCGCAGAGUUCUGACCCCAGGAGACCUCAAACACCUUGUGGUGGAUGAAGAUCACGAGCUCAUCUACUGUUACGUCCCCAAAGUGGCCUGCACCAACUGGAAACGAGUUAUGAUGGUGCUCACAGGCCGGGGGAAAUACAGUGACCCAAUGGAAAUCCCUUCCAAUGAAGCCCAUGUUCCUUCUAACCUGAAGACACUGAACCAAUAUAGCAUCCCUGAGAUUAACCACCGCCUCAAGAACUACCUCAAGUUCCUCUUCGUUCGUGAACCGUUUGAGAGGCUGGUCUCUGCAUACCGCAACAAGUUCACCCUCAAGUACAACUCCUCCUUCCACAAGCGCUUUGGCACCCGCAUCGUACGACGCUACCGCAAGAACGCUACACAGGAUGCCCUGCUCAACGGCGCAGAUGUCAAAUUCAAGGAGUUUGCUGAGUACCUGGUGGAUCCCGCUACCCAACGUGAUGGCCCGCUCAACGAGCACUGGCAGACCGUCUACCAGCUUUGCCAUCCAUGUCACAUUCACUAUGACUUGGUGGGCAAAUAUGAAACACUGGAGGAGGACGCCAAUUACAUAUUGCGCUUGGUAGGCGUUGGCAACACCCUGCGCUUCCCAAGCUACGCCAAAUCCACUCGUACCACAGAUGCCAUGACAGCCCAGUUCUUCAGCAAUAUCAGCACUCAGCAGCAGCUCCAACUCUACCAGCUUUACAAGUUGGACUUCCUCAUGUUCAACUACUCCACACCCAGCUACCUGCGGCUGGACUAAUGGAGCGCAGAGCUGGGACUUUGGGAAAGGCUGCCUUGUUAAAUAAGACUGAACAAAAUGAUUGAAGGGCAGAAUUAUUUUGAAGCAAACUUGAUUUAAAACUGUGUCAUACCUUGUAAGUGUGGGGUCUUAAUUAGACAUAAAAACAGAUGCUGAAGAGAAAAAGAUGUUGCGUGCUUGUCUGAGCUUAAGAGGGAUGGUGUCCAAUUAAAUCUGCGUGACUCUCAGAGCACUGAUUGAAUGAGAAUGUGGGCUAAACAGACCAAACGCAUGCAAAGACUAAAUGUGUGGGUGAAGCAGGUCUUCAAGGUGUUUUAAAGGGGGAAUUUAUCCUCAGAGGAAGGACUUAAGAGGGAUUCUUCUGAUGAUGUUCCCUACAUGUUUAAACAAACUGCUGACAAAUUAGGUUGCUUCAGAUUCUGCAAAGCAAACAGCGGCCUCGCACGCGCCCUGACCCCAAUGCAUUGUGGGAGCAAAGCUUAUCUCCCCCUCCCUGUGAUCAAUAGAGAAACUCCGUCAAAUUGUAAAACACAUCUCAUGUCCUCCAUUGCACUGUCAGUGCAGUGUGUUUGUCAGUGGCCAUCACCCCUGCCCUCAUUAAAUUCAUAUAUUUCGGAGGGAAGCUGGUUUACUGCUGCCUAAAGGAUGACUUUGGUCAAAAAGCACGAUGGCACGGACUUCAGCGAACAACUCAAAUUAACAAAGUUCUGUCACUGUGUUUAAUCAGUGAUGGCAGAAGGGGCCUUUUGUGUUUCACCCUGAGGACCCUUCGAAACUGGAGACUCCUACUACAGCAGUGAAGUACAGAAUUAUUAAAUCCAUCAUCGCCUGCAACACCAAGCAUCCUUAACACUUUGGGCCCUAUCGAAUGGUCACAAAUGCACAGGAUGCUGUCACAGGAAUGGGCGCACCAAGAGCGAUUCAUGUGAAAGGAAAGAGACCGUCUGUGUGGUGGGUAGGGGUUAAAGGCACUGAAUUUGAACUUUCUGCAAUGCCAUACCCCAUCAUGCCUGCUAAAGACUCAGGAGCCACAGUCACAAAACUCCUGCUCUGACAAACCAAACGUGUUUUUCAGUAAAUUAAUAUUAUCCUUUUGUCUUCAUACUUAUUUUUGUUUUUAUUGUCUUAUAAAGCAUUGCUGCGAGCAGCAAUAACUAAAGAUUAUUUAAUUUGCUUUAUUAAUUAAAAUAAGAGAGAAACAUUUAAUGUUUUGUUUUUCUGGGCUGGUGAACAACUUAGGAAAUGUUAAAGUUGAACUGUUUUGUUUGUCAUUUCAUCCAUUACUUUCUUCAGAACUUGCCUCCGAUACAUUACAAGUGCAUCACAGAUUUCCAUUCUGAAGGGCGUAUUGUACACUUCAUGGCUUUGUCCUUUUGUGUCUGAGAUUUGUACAGAUUUAUGGGUUAUUUUUCCUGAUGUGAGACAUUUUGGUGCCAAAGUGGCUGAGAGAGCCACAGUCAGUGUUCAGUAUACAUUACCACCAUUAAGCAAAUUCGUCCGAAGAUUCUCUGUCCUCAGCUAAGCAUGAGAGUAGACGGCUACUCUCAGGGUACAUAUCAACAAUCUACUGCCCACAUCCAUCACAGAAUCACAGGCUGUAUCUAUUACUGUAAUGUGAUUAAUGUUAAAGAGAUGCUAAGCAAUGUCAAGGUUAAUAACUGCUCUCUCCAUCACGCUGUGAAUUGGAUUACAGGCUGUUGUGUAAGCAUUAUACAGGAGGAUGAGGGGGGGGUCGCAGAACAUUUAAACUGAAAAAAAGUCAUCUUGCUUUCUUUUUUACACAUACUUGUAAAUUCUAAAUCUGUCUAGUUUUUUUAAAGCACAUUUUGAUAAAGCUGCCUCUCUUUGAUGCACUAGGUUGAAUCAGUAAUAAUUGUUUUCUAAUGCCCACUCCCUCCUGCACAUGCAGCAUGGAGACUACUCUGUUAACUCUGUUAAAAAAGCCUGUGCAUAAACAAGGAGAUGCAGUCUGAAAGUUUGGUGUUUCCCAGCAAGGAGGGUGUUUAGAAAGAUCUGAAUGUGCUGCAGGAUUAUGGGAUAUGGUGAGUUUGGUGUUUAUGGACUCAACCUGAGUUUGAAAAUCAGGAUAUUAUAGGCUCUGUUGCUUCAGUUUUUACCAAAUCUAUCUUUCUUUCACAUGAACCUAGUGUGACUAUAUUGCCGUGCACAAAUACAGUUUUCCAAUACAGAAAAUGUACAAAAGUCAAUGUUGUAUUGGAUGACCUCUCUUUUUCUUCAAAAAUGUGAUAGUUUAUUGUUUAUUUGUCAGUACACCCUGCAGUUUCAGGCCAACUGCUUUGUACAUUUAAGUCCAGUGAGGAUCUCAUGUUUGUAAAACUGAAGUUGGUCACCAUAUCCUCAUAACUGUUAAAAGAGGUGAAGAGAAAAAGAAAUAGGAAUUGUGAAUAGAUAUUUCCUUGAGGAUCCAUUGUCGUGGAUGUUUUAGCUGCCAACUCCCUCUGUUUUUGAAGUAUUACUACUGUUCACGUAUGUGCUCGUGUACAUGUCUGUGUGUAUGUGGGAGAGUUAUAAUGAGAGAACAGCCUUAUUUUCCUUCUUUUUUUUUUAUCCCCACACAGACAUCUGGCUCUAAUAAAGGAGUACAAGCUACUGGUCUGGCCAGUGGUCCCAACCAUCAUCCUCCUGCAGAAACAAUGGCUGUAUUCUCAGCUCGGCCUCCUCCUGGGUCAACCACCCCAAAAUACACACAAACACUCACACUAAGGUUGCACAUUUGCACUCCUGCUGAUGCUGAUGCCACGCAGUCUCUUACUCAGCAGUAAGCAGAGGCAUAGCGGGCAGCACCUCUCCACUUUAACACACUGGCUGAGCCUCGGCUUAAACUGCUCAUUUAGCCCCAGAAUGGAAGACGAACGAUACACAAAGGACCUCUUAGCCUGCAAACAAGCUAUUACAGAGGCCUGUCUUCUCCUCGCUCCAUUUUCUCCACUCCCACCUCGUUCCAAAAGUGGCCUCGUGUAUAUAAAAACAGCAGCGAGUCAGUGUCAAUGAUCCCUACCGUCCCUGCAGGAAAAGGGCAGCACGCUUAAACAAACAGAGCUGCGAAAAAAUACCCAGUGGGACCCAGAGAACUCCAAGAGGCCCCAGCUGACUUUCUGCCUCCGAUAAAAACAAACGACCACAUUUAAAGCACUUUUGUCUCUAUUCUUAAAAUCCUGAGUCUGAAAAAUAUAUGCCUGCUCACUGCCUAGCUUUCUCGUACCGUGGGAGUGUUUAUAAUCAAGUCAAGCCAACAAGUAUAUUUAUGAUGUUUUCAACGACGUCUGUUAUUAGACUGAAGUAUAUUUUUUCCGUUUUGCUGAAAUUACAUCGUCACAUUUUUUUUCUCAAGGAUAAGUGGAUGCUUAUGUUUUUAUGGUUAUUUUAUUUAUGGACACAUUCACACAUUUUGUAUCGACAGUGAAGCAUUGGAGGUAAUUAUCACAUGCUACUGAUUAAAGAAAUAUUCAACAUCAUGGGAAUAUACUCUAUUUGUUAGAGAGCUCUCAUAGUGUAUUUAUAUCCCUCUGCUUCAGUCAACAGCAGUUAGCACAGAUUAGCAUAAAGACAUGAAUAUGGGGAAACAUCUGGCCCGGCACUUCUGAAGUUUCCCAAUUAGAUCAGUUUAUCACGUUUGCAUGCUGUGUGAUCAAGAGUAAUGCUAAGCUAAGCUAACAGGCUGCUAACUGUGGGUCCAAAUUUGACCAGUAAACAUAAAAGUAGAUCAGUCUGCAAGACACGUAUAGAUGACAAAGGAUCAUAAUUCUAUUUAUUUGGCUCCAGAAAUACAAAAUAUGAACAUAAAGAUGGGUGACAGAUUAAAGGAAUCAUGAGCCUCCGGACUAGCUCCAUUAUUCCUUGAUCAUGUUCUAUAAAUCUGUGAAAUGUACUGGAGUGAUGAACACCACUCCAAUAAAAGAUAUUCCCUCAUUUGGUGUUUUACUGAUCCCAUAGAAGGCUAUAAGACAUGAUUCACAUCAUUACCAUUCUCAUAAACCCAUUCAGUUCCCUAUGGAUGGAGGAAUUGGAGGUGAUCACUCCUAUCAGGUUUUUCCUUCCAAUGUCAUCCAUUUGUGUCUUUUACUCAGAUUAUUUAUGUAACAUGUUAUUUAUAUAGAAUCUCACAUCAUCAGCAUAGAGGGACAAAGCCUGGAAAAGUUUACUCACCUCUGUCUGUCCUUGGCUGUUUACUGGCUGAUGUUUAAUUUUGACAUAUCGCUCUCAAAGCAGAUGUUUUGUUACAGCGCAGACGUGAUGUCAUUCUUUAUGCUGUCGUUUUUGAGCUGUCAUGUGUGGAUUGUAUUUAAUAAUUACUUUUGUUGCCUAACAAACACAUACACGUAUCAUCAUCGAGCGGCACUUUUGUUUCUCCGUGCCUUCCAUUCACAGCAACACAGAGCCACUGAACAUCAUUAGAGCACCUUCUCUGUUCUUAGGUCAGGGUCACAUGGGCCUCCUACUACACUGUAACUCACACAUACAAUCUUCAUUCAGCUAACAGUGACUAUUAUUUCUGCUAGAAGAAUUAGUUUACAGUGUCAAACCCUCACUACAUUCCCUUCUAACAGAACAGAUGGUGGUGCCUCUCACUCAUUGUUUCACACAUUCUGCUGCUCUAAUUUAACAUCAAUAGAGCUUUGACAUAUUCAUUUUGAGUCAACUGUGUGGGAUUAUACAGUUGGGACAAUGGGUGAAUUUGCCAGACGAUUAUUCAGCACAAAUUGAAGGUGUUAUCAAGGGUCCAAACUUUCUCUAACUUAAUUAGAUUUAACCGAGGAGGAAGAAUAUUUAUCGUUACGUGCAGUAAAGCAGCGAAAAAAAACAUCAGAAAGAUAACAGGAAGGAUGUACAUGUGGUCUUUUCACACUUUUCACACUUUUACUCUUUUCUCAUGCUACAAAUGCCUCUGAUUUUUAGAAGCAUGCAAGCGUAAUACAUCCACACCCUCCAAUAUCACACAGUAGGAACCUUACAAAGGCCCAUGUGACUGAAGAGACACAUACAGAGCAGAGUGGAGCUCCUGGUUGGGAUCUCAGCUCAUGUUCAUAUACAAAUGUAGAUACAGCUAAAACUGUCAUUUCAAUAUAUGGAAACAGGUGCAUGUUUUAGUGAAAAUUGUACCCGUCUUACUCAGCGUCUCUUUUCUGGCCUUUGGAUGUGAUUGGAUUUGGAUUUGGAAGUAAUUUGUCAACGCAGGAAAGGACUUUAUCCAUUUAUCUGUGUAAUCAGAGGUAAAACUGAAAGUGGUCUAAUUAGAAUUAGUAAUUGAUCUGUUUACAUCACAAUGGGUAAUUAUUUAAUUGUUUGUUUUUUUUGUAUUUCACCUGAUAAACACCUGUUUUGUUUCCUUCUUGUCUAACUUUUCCUCCUCUUUGUGUCAGAUUACAAACCGAAGUUGAACCGAACAGGAAUAUCAAACAGAUCUGAGGUUAUUUUGUGAAUAAAAUUCCCCCGCAUUAGUUGAGUUCAUGGCCUCAGCUGGCCUGCCAGGUUUCUUAUGUCUCUGUGUUGCCCUGACAGCUUGCAUGUCCUCCUUCAGCAUGCAGAGGUCACAUGGCCUUUGAUCUGCUGCCAGAUGUCAUGGACGCUGUAACCUGUACAAUAAGGUGUGUAUGUGUGUGCGUGACCAUUUGACGAAUGAGUCCUAAAUCAGCCGUGUCUGUUACUAAACUUGUACUGCAUCAUUAGCAUUCUUUGCCGUUGUGUGUAUCGGAGUGCCUCAUGUGGUGUAUCAUGGGUGCUUAAGUGUGUGUGUGGACACUGUGCUGUAGCCGCUCUGCCUUAGAGGAACAUGUCUCCAAGGAAGGCGAGACUAUCACGCAAACAGGCGCCACUUAUUUAUUUAUUUAUUCUCAGACAACUACCCAUACUUCUUCCUUUCUAUCACCAUGGCAACUCACCUAAACUCUCCGUAUCUCUCUUUUCCUCCUGAGAUGUUGUCUCACUGUUCUGUUUUACUCAGUUCAUUUUCAGAGGUACUCAGUGAAAACCAUGAAUAAUUGACUGUGUACUGUACACUGAGUGUCGAUCUUACUGCGACCUGAAAGUUCAUCCUGUUUGACGGUUUCACAAUAAAAUAACACUGAAACUCGCCUCA